AUGAUCUGUUGAUCAAUUCAUCAUAUAUUGGUAUGACUGCAUAUUUAAAGUUAAAUUACAUCUUUACUAAUAUGCACAUAGGAAAUCCUGCAAUCCUGUCAUAAAACAGUUCUGCCAACACUGAUUAUUAAUGACUGUUUGUCUGGACUGGUCUGGGUUUGCAAUGUAUUUUUGGGUGUGUCAAGAGACUUAUUGGCCACACAUUUUUAAUGCAAGUCCCUAUGGCGCUGUCUCGUGUUGAAAUACGUCUUACAAGUUUUGCAUAUUAGGCCUACUUUACGUUGUGCCAUCUCUUAGGGACCCGAAAUAUUCCCAAACAACAGUAAUUAUUUUUCAGAAACAAAUCAUGCCAAGUCUCUGUCCCAUUGUAUUCUGGGUUCAUUUUCUUAGUUGAUCCUCUCCCUAACAGCAAGCCUUACACCUCACUAUGCUUUCACUCCAUGCCGCAUCCUCAAUGUUUCUGACUGGUUAGUAUUUGCUGUUCAAACUGCCUGCAGCUAAUAUCGUCUCCUCGACCCGCCCGUGUUAUUACUUUAUUGGGUUGUGGCAAUUACUUUUGUUAGCCAUAGAACCAUCUUGAAAUUUGGUAUAUUUUAAGAAUACUCCUUUUUAAUACAUAGGAGUGGGAGGCGUGGUCAGAACACUAUUGUAAUGUUUGAUUGACCAGUUUGAGACAUAUAGCUGUACAGUGGAAUUGUAAAUUCUGUACAUUUAUUGUCUUAAAAUAGCAAAAGGCAGGGGCAGAUGUAUUGUAAGAUGCCGUUGGGUUGCCAGACAGACUUUUAAGUAGGCAAACGGAUUCUAAAAUCAAUAUGAUUAUAGUGAAGAUGAAACACCAGUAAAAUUAUUUUGAUUGAGCGUUAAAAUAAAAAGCCAAAAAUGCAGCUUUCUGCGGUUGCGGAAUUGCGAUUUCAAUAAGAUUUUGAUUAUUCGUGCGGGCCUACUAUAUGCACUGAGGAUAUAGAUGAUCUCAACGAGACAUUAGGACCGCUAAAUAGCCUGCUAAAUAACACUAACAUGCUGCCUGCAGUUUGAUAGCUUACCUUCAUGGUAUUCUGUCCUGCUGCUUCUAGGGGCAUAAACAAUUUCUGUUUUUCCAUUUUAAUAAAAUUUUAAUUUGCACGAAUUUUGGGCUAGUUUGGGCUUGGGCAUUAUGGGGUAUGCUGUGUAGAUGGAUGAGAAUUUUUUAAAUCCAUUUUAGAAUAAGGCUGUAACGUAAUAAAUUGUGUGAAAACAUGAUGGGUCUGAAUACUUUACAAAUGCACUGUAUAUAUGUGCUUUUGUGAGUGUAUAUCAGCCUAUUUCAGCCCUGGGUUAGGUUCUCUGACUCUGCUCUUUGACCAGUUUGUUGUUUUGUAAAUAUUGUUAGUGUUAUUAGACGCUAUUUAUUAUCCUCCAGUUGCUAUUAAAAGCUUCAGUCCGUGCAAGGAGAGUCAAGACCCACUCUCAGCCUCAUCAAUGCUGGGUCCACCUCACACUGAAGUGAUAUCAAUACAUACUCUGGAUGGUGUUGUAUACCAGUAAGCCCAGAAUUUUAUUCAUCUUUAUUAUUCGGCUGUGCCCUUCACUCUAAUCAUAUUACAAGCUUUUGCCCAGAGGCAGCUUCUGUCAUUUACUAUUUCGCGUCAGAAGUUUAUUUCUCAGCUUAAAACCCAUGCUUUGGUCAAAAUGGUUGUUAAGUAGGGCAGUAUUAUCAUGAGCUGCUGCUGGUUGGGCCCACAGGCAGUGUCAGGAGGGUGUGUGUACCGUGAACUUUGGUAGCAGCUCCCCUCCCAUUAAAGAUGAUCUCACUAGUCACUACGCAAAUGAUGCAGGAGGAUUUACAGCAGUCAGUAGACCCAAACAUCUAGUCAUCCUGAGGAGCUCCUCUUUUCUAAGGCACCAUUGUUUUAAGGUUGUAUGUUUGUUUGUUAUGAAACUCCUCUCUUGCCUGCCGGGCAGAUGAAACAAAGCUCAUGUGUGCAUUGCUUUUCCGGUUCCACCCUCAAUUUCUUUCAGACUGCACUACUAAUCUUCAAUUGAGAGGAAUAGUUUUGACUGCAGACAGUUCUCCUGCGCUGACAAUGUGUUGUAGUUCUCCAAACAUUUGUUCCACAGUUUCCGCGCUGAGUAGAUCACACGAGAUGCUCCGUGGUACGGCGCUGCAGUGCUUUCCAGAGGCUUCCCCAACACGUCUUGCCUAUUCCGAUGGGACUAAAAGCCUUUCCUUGUCUCCUUAUUCCUCACGUGUUGGCCAAUCUAGGGAGCUGAUUUUAAUGGACAUGGAGACCCCAUUUCCCCCUCCGGUCCCAGUGCACCAGAAUGGGACGGCUCGACCGGAGCCUUGCGGGUCCGUGCCGGCUGCCACGCCGGUUCUGCGGGUACAUCUCUACCGUAGGGGCCAGGAUGGAGUCGACUGCCAGCCUCUCUGCUACCCGCCGGGGGUCUACGUAGCUGAGCAGUUGUGUGUCAACGCUGCCACAGAGUGUAGUGUGUCACCUGUGUACUGCAGCCUGUUUGGCCUCUUCAGAGAGAGGGACGGCGUGUGGUUUUCCCCUAACCAUGUGUUCCAGUUGGAUGAAUCUUCCAAAGAGGACGUGGCCUUCAGAAUAAGAUACUAUUUUCCAGGCUGGUACAGCAGUGGGGCUUCAAGGGCAUAUCGGUAUGGGGUCACCAAAGGCUCUGAGAGUCCUGUCCUUGAUGACUUUGUCAUGGCAUACCUCUUUGCCCAGUGGCGGAGUGAUUUUGUCAACGGCCGGGUGAAGAUCUCCAACACACAUGAGACUCAGGAGGAGUGCCUGGGCAUGGCUGUGUUGGACAUGACAAGGACAGCCAAGGAAAAACGAAUGUCCCCUUUGGAUAUUUACAAUUCCAUAAGCUAUAAGUCUUUCUUACCCAAGGACAUGAGGGCUUUCAUCCAGGGCUGCAACAUUGUGAAUCGCAAGAGGAUCCGCUACCGCUUCAAGAAGUUCAUCCAACAGUUCAGCCAGUGCCGGGCCACAUCACGUGACCUGAUGCUCAAAUACCUUAUCAACAUGGAGUCUCUGGAGCAGGCCUUCUACACCGAAUGCUUCCAGGUCAGGGACCCCUCGGCCGGGCAGGUCACUAUCACUGUGACAGCUGAGCAUGGCAUCCAGUGGUGCAGAGAACAGCAGAAAGACUCUGAACAGCAGGAAUUGCAGACCUACUGUGAUUUCCCAGACAUUACUUACAUCAGUAUCAAACAGUCCAAUAAGGAGGGCUCCAUGGAGAGUCGAGUGGUCACCAUCAAUAAACAAGACAGCAAAGCUCUGGAGUUGGAGUUCAAGUGUCUGUCGGAAGCGCUGUCUUUCAUAUCACUGAUUGACGGCUACUACAGAUUGACGACUGAUGCACACCACUACCUCUGUAAAGAAGUGGCGCCCCCUAGACUGGUGGAGGCCAUUACCUGCCAUUGUCAUGGUCCGAUUUCAAUGGAGUUUGCAAUUAGUAGACUGCAAAAAGCUGGGAACCAGCAAGGUCUAUAUAUUCUGCGAUGCAGCCCCAAGGACUUUAACAAGUACUUUUUGACCUUUGCUUUGGGGGUUUAUGAUAAUAUUGAGUAUAAGCACUGCCAGAUAACUAGGGAUGCCAAUGGAGAGUUCAAUUUGAGUGGAACCAAACGAAACUUCAGCAGUCUUCAGGAACUACUGAACUGCUAUCAGAAAGACACUGUGCGCUCUGAUGGAAUCAUUUUCCAGUUCAGCAAAUGUUGCCCACCCAAACCCAAAGACAAGUCCAGUUUACUGGUAUGCAGAAGUAACAAGGGCCCGAGUGUACCACCCUCUCCCACGCUACAGAGACACAAUGUCAGCCAAAUGGUGUUCCACAAGAUUAGGAGAGAGGACCUGGAAUAUACUGAGAGUCACGGCCAAGGGACGUUCACUAAGAUUUUCAAAGGGGUCCGCAAGGAGUUGGGGGAUUAUGGGGAAAUGCACCAAACUGAAGUUAUCGUGAAAGUCCUGGACAAGGCUCACAGGAACUACUCUGAGUCUUUUUUUGAGGCCGCCAGCAUGAUGAGCCAGCUAUCCCACAAGCACCUGGUGCUGAACUACGGCGUGUGUGUGUGCAGGGAGGAGAAUAUCAUGGUGCAGGAGUAUGUGAAGUUUGGUUCUCUAGACACUUACCUGAAGAAGAAGAAGAACUCUGUGAACAUCUUGUGGAAGCUCGAAGUGGCAAAGCAGCUUGCUUGGGCCAUGAACUUUCUGGAGGAAAAGAACCUUGUCCAUGGGAACGUCUGUGCCAAGAACGUCCUGCUGAUCCGUGAGGAGGACAGGAUAACUGGGAAUCCUCCCUUCAUCAAGCUGAGUGAUCCUGGAGUUAGCAUCACUGUCCUCCCUAAAGACAUCCUGGUUGAGCGAAUCCCCUGGGUGUCUCCUGAAUGUAUCGAGGAUCUCGCCAGCCUGAGCCUCGCGGCGGACAAGUGGAGCUUCGGCACAACACUCUGGGAGAUCUGCAGUGGUGGAGAGAAACCCCUGGCCACAUUGGACAGCUCCACGAAGAACCUGUUUUACAAGGACCGGCACCAGCUGCCUGCUCCCAGGUGGACUGAGCUCGCCAACCUGAUAACGAGCUGCAUGGACUACGAGCCAACGUUCAGACCCUCCUUCAGAACCGUCAUCAGAGACCUCGACGGCCUCUUCACACCUGACUAUGAGUUGAUUGUGGAGAGUGACCUUCUGCCAAACAGAACAGCAGCCUCAGCGUGGGUCACUGGGGCAUUUGAGAACCAGGAGCCAGCCCAGUUUGAGGAGCGACACCUCAUCUUCCUACAACAGUUAGGCAAGGGUAACUUUGGCAGUGUGGAGAUGUGCCGGUACGACCCACUCCAGGACAACACCGGGGAGGUUGUGGCCGUGAAGAAACUGCAGCACAGCACUGCAGAGCACAUGAGGGAUUUUGAGCGGGAGAUUGAGAUCCUCAAGUCUCUUCAGCAUGAGAAUAUUGUCAAAUACAAGGGAGUGUGUUACAGUGCAGGCCGUCGAAACCUGCGACUGAUUAUGGAAUACCUGCCAUUUGGGAGUCUGAGAGAUUAUCUAAUCCAGAACAAGGAGCGAAUAGACCACAAGAAACUGGUGCACUAUACAUCUCAGAUAUGCAAGGGUAUGGAGUACCUGGCGGUCAAGCGCUACGUCCAUAGAGACCUGGCCACCCGGAACGUUCUGGUAGAGAGCGAGCUCAGGGUGAAGAUCGGGGACUUUGGGCUGACCAAGGUCCUGCCUCAGGACAAGGACUACUACAUGGUCAAGGAGCCCGGAGAGAGCCCCAUCUUCUGGUAUGCCCCAGAGUCUCUGUCGGAGAGCAAGUUCUCUGUGGCAUCUGACGUCUGGAGCUUUGGCGUAGUGCUGUAUGAACUGUUCACCCACAGCGACAAGAACUGCAGCCCUCCUGCAAUGUUCAUGGGCAUGAUGGGUAAUGACAAGCAGGGACAGCUGAUUGUCUAUCAUCUCAUUGAGCUACUGAAGUCAGGCAGCCGGCUGCCUCGGCCUGUUGGCUGCCCCAUGGAGAUAUAUGAGGUGAUGCAGGAGUGUUGGGACAAAGACCCGAGCUCGCGGCCUUUAUUCAAGGAGCUGGCUCUGCGUGUGGACAUGUUCCGGGACACCAUGGAAACGUAGACCGACCAGUGCCUCUCUCCUAAGGAACUGUCCUGUUCUGCCUUCACCUGGUUGCCAGUAUGGUUUCCUCUUGUAUGUGACCGAUCACAGCAGGCUUGAAAGGAAAGCCUGCGCUGGUCAACGCUGACCACUCGUCUGGUUUUCGGUGGGGGAACAAGCUUGAAGACGUUGUGUUUCUGGCAACUCUGCUGUAGGUUGAUUGUAAGUGGAUGCCAUGUCCACCAGGGCCUUUUACAGUGUGCCCAUUACGUGGCAAUAGAGUUGACUGAUGACACGUUCGUCUGCAAGGACACUAGAUACUUGUUUCAAACAAGGUCACUUUUUUUGUUUGUUUUUCUGCUCUUUGACCCUUUGCUGUCCCAGCUAGCAGGGCUAGCCUUCAUCACCUUUCUGUCUCCCGAGUUGAAGUCAGACUGUGGGGGUGUCAACAAAAGGAAUAUUUGUUAUUUUAAUUUGUUAUAUUUUGUAUGUAUGUACAUAUUUCUGUACAUACGUCAAGAUAAUUAUAUAAUUUUAUUAAAUGAAUACACUGCAAUCUAAUAUUUGAACUGUUUGACAAGAUGUCAGUGUAAAAAUGAAGUACAUUCAGUGAUGAUUUAAAAAUCCAUAAUUGUUUGUUUUUUGCAGGUGAUGUGAGAUAUAAAAGAUUUAUCAAUGCCAUGUUAAAUCAUGUUGUACAAUGUCUUUCUAAAACCCAUCUUUGUGUUCAGCUAAGGUAACAACUUCCUCUGCUGGUCUUACAAUCAAUACUGUUGUGUUCAAAACUAUAGGAAUUCUAAUAUUGUGUAGUUAAGCAGUAUUGGAGAGACGUUAGCUGACACUCAUUCCUUCCAUAUCCUAUUUCCACUCUUUAAAUAUCCCUUCAACUGAACACGCUAAACAUGGCACUCCUCUUAACAUGUAAUGAGCAGAUUUGUUUGCAGUCACAUUCUGAACCAUCACCCGAUAUGAAACAUUCUGAAAUCUCAGUUGGAAAGCCAAUCCCUCUCAGAAACCGGACAUCCCAGUGAGACCGUUGCCUGUUGAACAGGAGCUUGGAGUUGGCAACAAGGUGAGAAAAAUGUAAGGAGCAGAAAUUAGCCAAAACCUUCCUGUUAGUGACUGUAUUUCACUUGCAACAGGAAAGCCCUGUUUUGUACACAUUUCUGUGGCUGUAUUUCACUUGCAACAGGAAAACCCUGUUUUCUACACAUUUCUGUGACAAAAACAACUGACUGUGUCUCCGUGUAAUCAAGAUAUUACAUUAUCAGUGUCUUUCGGCUUCAUUUUGUUCAAUUGGCUGUGUACCAAAAUGUUUUCUUUACAUAUGUAGCGGCCCCUGGCAGACUAGUUCAUGACCCUUGCCCAGUCUUCAGAUCACACUUCAAAGUGUCCAGGUGCAGAAGGAGGGGUGAGGAUGGACUCCGAGGGGCGUGUAGGGCCUGGGUAGGAUAGACUGCAAUACCUUCUGUCAGUGUCCAGUACCAGGUCGGUUUGACUACCAUGGUAUCAUCUGCAAGUUCAGAGGAACUGUCCCUAGACAGACUUGUGUGUGCUGUCUGUCAAAGGGAAACAUUGGGGAAAGUAUAGAUUUCGGUGGCUGUAUUAGCAGAUGACGUGUAGGACGGUUGAAUACCCUAGUGAGACAUCACCGUAAAAUGGAGUGGGGUGUUUUUAAUGAGUCAUAACGUCACUAGACACAUUUAUUAAAGUGCUAUGUCAUGACACAUUAUUUAAAUCAUUUUUAAUAUCACAAAUAGUACCUAAAUGUUUGGCUGCGUUUGAAACUAAUUCAAACAUUGGGCAAAAUAGUUCAUCGGGUUGGAUGAAAUUACUGGAUCAGAAUUGGGCAGUAAAUCAGCAAUAAAACUGAUAGAUCUUUUAUGCAACUCAGAGCCUAGAGGAUUUUGAUGUCCCAAAUGGCCCCCUAUGCAUUUGUAGAGAUAUAAGAGUGGUUGACUGAUUUAAGUAGUUUACUGGAUCUUAAAUCCAGCCUAUCAGAGGGACAGGUGGAGCUGUUAGAUAAUGUUACCCAUACUCAGACAAGAGUGCAGAAAAGCAGAGAGGAAAUGGAAAAAGGACAUGUUGCAAGUCAACUCUAUAUUAAGACUGUAAAAGCCAAAUAUUUAUCUGAUAUUAUCUCUAACAACUCUAAUAAUCAUAAAGUCUUGUUUAGUGUGAUAAGCAAGGCUUUACAUCCGGUUGCUACUGCUUUUCCUGAAGCAACUUCUGAGACUUGUGAAGACUUCCAGUCUUUCUUCAAUGGCAAGAUAGAUGCCAUAAGAUCUUGCAUCUUACCUCCAGUUUACAACCCCUCUGAUUUAGGCAUAUGUUCCGCUCUUUUUAACCAGUUUGAACCUGUAUCUCUUUCACAUGUGUUAGACAGUCUCACACGAAGCCUACUACCUGCCCUCAGGUCGCAGUUCCCUCGCCUUUUUAAACAAGGGCUGGACACUAUUGGUCCCAGUAUAUUGUCCAUAAUAAAUAGCUGCCUCAUCAAUGGCACUGUCCCGUCAUGUUUUAAACAUGCAGUGGUCCAACCCCUUAUUAAAAAACCUAAUCUAGAUUUAACUGUCCUUAAUAAUUUCCGUCCCUUUUCAAAAUUGCCAGUCCUAUCAAAAGUUCUAGAGAAAGUAAUUUUUUCCCAGCUUUCCUCCUUUUUAAAUGAAAAUCAUAUGGAUAAAUUCCAGUCAGGUUUUAAGGCAUGUCAUAGCACUGAAUCAGCUCUUCUUAAGGUGUUAAAGGAUUUAUUGUUGUUUAGGGACAAUGGAAACUGUGCUACUUUAAUUCUUCUUGAUCUUAGUACUGCUUUUGACACAUUUGAUCUUGCCAUCCUUCUAGACCGUCUUAAACUAGAAGUUGGCAUUCAGGGUACUGCUCUAAAGCUAUUUACUUAAUAUUUGAAAGACAGGACAUUUUCUGUAAAUAUUGGGAACAACUUCUCUGCAUCAAUCACCUGUGGGGUACCUCAAGGCUCUGUCCUAGGCCCUAUCUUAUUCUUGUUAUAUAUGCUUCCCUUCCCUCCAUCUUUCAGAAAUAAAGCAUAUCUUACCUUUGCUAUGCUAUGCUGAUAACACUCAAUUGUACCUUCCCCUGAAAAUCCCCUGAAAUCACUCUGAUUGUCUUAGAGACGUUAUACUGGCUAGCUAAAAACUUUUUUCAAUUAAAUAAUACCAAAACAGAAGUUAUAGUAUUUGGCCCCACAUAUUCCACCAAGGUUAUUGUUAAUAACUUAGGGCCCCUAUCCAACAAUGUACAUAGCUAUGUAAAAAAUCUCAGGAUAGUUUUUGAUUUGGAUCUUCAUUUUGAUAAACAAGUCAACGCUGUUGUCACAGGCAGCUUUUCCCAACUCUGGGCCAUUGCCAAAUUGAAACCCAUUCUUUCCUUUAAGGAUUUAGAGACGUUCAUUUCCUCCCGUCUUGACUAUUGUAACUCUUUGUAUAUGGGAAUCUGUCAGUCUACCUUGUCCUGCCUUCAGCUUUUUCGUGCCUUUUUGGUUGCUGCUCCAAAAUUGUGGAACAGCCUACCUUUAUAUAUUAGGUCCUCUACUAGUAGCAACAUUUUUAAAUACCACCUUAAGACCUAUCUUUUUUCUUUAAAAUUUUUAUCUGCAAAUGGCUAGGAAGUUCUCUUUGUUUGCCAUGUCCUAUAAAUAUGUUGGCUAUAUGUUUUGACUGUACAGCACUUUGGUCGACAUGAGUUGUUUUUAAAUGUGCUUUAUAAAUAAAUUUGACUUUGACCCGUCGAACCUUCUGAGAUCCCCACAAGUGUGUAGGGUCCAUUUGGGAUUUGGCAGACCUAUGAUAUUGUAAAUGAAUGCUCCUUGACCAAUGACUAAGAUACUGAAAAGAGAGACUAUGAGCUUGUGCCAAAAUCCAAGAAACUUAUUUAAAACAGUUUUGUCUAAUAAAGUAAUUAUUUGGGAAACCAUACAAAC
Esox lucius (northern pike) is the source of this 9528-nucleotide messenger RNA. It is a transcript of the gene jak2b, whose product is annotated as Janus kinase 2b. Gene Ontology annotation, molecular function: cytokine receptor binding; histone binding; ATP binding. Gene Ontology annotation, biological process: cell surface receptor signaling pathway via JAK-STAT; intracellular signal transduction; hemopoiesis. The record is from RefSeq and is a predicted model, not a curated record. The coding region runs from base 1956 to 5612 and encodes 1218 amino acids. The transcript has 23 exons. Gene Ontology annotation, cellular component: membrane; cytosol; cytoskeleton. Lineage: Eukaryota; Metazoa; Chordata; Actinopteri; Esociformes; Esocidae.